Erigeron canadensis is the source of this 2414-nucleotide messenger RNA. RefSeq names its product cellulose synthase-like protein E1. The record is from RefSeq and is a predicted model, not a curated record. Bases 112 to 2328 code for a protein of 738 amino acids. Lineage: Eukaryota; Viridiplantae; Streptophyta; Magnoliopsida; Asterales; Asteraceae. Gene Ontology annotation, molecular function: cellulose synthase (UDP-forming) activity; mannan synthase activity. Gene Ontology annotation, biological process: cellulose biosynthetic process; plant-type primary cell wall biogenesis. Gene Ontology annotation, cellular component: plasma membrane; trans-Golgi network. The transcript has 8 exons.
UAUCCCAUUUUCCCAUUUUCUAAGAAUUAAUCAAGAUCAUGUAAUAUAGAUAAAUUGUAUUGACAAUUUUCUAAACUAUACACAUGUUUGAUUUUGAUACACACCGUGAAUAUGACUUCUCUUGAUAAAAUUAAUACAGAAGGAAGAAAAAUGAAAUAUGAUGGAAAAGAUGGUCCAUUAUUUGAGACAAUCAUAAGAGGAAAAGAAAAGAAGCUAAAAAGAGUGUUUGCAACAACAGUAUUGCUAAGUAUAAUAUGGAUAUGGAUAUACAGGACAACACAAGUGUUACAUGGAAGUUGGAGAUUAAGAACGGUCGGAAUGUUUGUUUCGGAGAUAUGUUUCGGUGUGUAUUGGGUGUUGACGCAGUCGGUUCGAUGGAAUCCUACUGAUCGCCGUACCUUCAAACAGAGACUCUUCCAAAGGUAUGAAAAUAAGUUGCCAGAGGUGGACAUAUUUGUUUGCACGGCUAACCCUGUCAUUGAGCCACCAAUGAUGGUGAUCAGUACUGUUUUAUCAGUUAUGGCAUAUGACUACCCACCAGAGAAACUUGCUAUCUAUCUCUCUGAUGAUGGUGGAUCUGAACUUACCUUCUACGCUCUCAAUCAAGCAGCCGUUUUCUCUAAGUACUGGCUGCCAUACUGCCGAAACUACAAGGUGGAGCCACUAUCUCCUACCGCCUAUUUCAAUUCAGUGUCUCAACCAUCGAACACAAAACACAAUCAAGAUUUUAUUUCCAUUCAGAAACUAUUUGUAGACAUGAAGACUCGGAUUGAGAAUGUGACCAAGAUUGGAAGAGUUCCUGAAGAAUUACGUUUGGAACAUGAAGGAUUUGCAGAAUGGGACUCGUUUACAUCUCCACGUGAUCACAGUGCCAUCAUACAAAUUAUGCUUGAUCAUGAUCAUGAUAUUGAGGGGAAAAUCCUUCCAAAGUUAGUCUAUAUAGCUAGGGAAAAAAGACCAGCUCAUUCCCAUAACUUCAAAGCUGGCGCCAUGAACACGUUGAUAAGGGUGUCAUCUAUGAUAAGCAAUGGACCGAUAAUUCUAAAUGUCGACUGUGAUAUGUACUCUAGUUCUAGUGAUGCCGUAAGGGAUGCCCUUUGCUUCUUCAUGGAUGAAGAAAAAGGCCAUGAGAUUGCUUUUAUUCAGUACCCACAGUGUUUUGAAAAUCUUACAAAGAAUGAACUUUAUGGUGGUUCUCUUCGAGUAAUCACUGAGGUUGAUUUACAUGGUCAUGAUGGUGUUGGCGGGCCUUUAUACAUUGGAACUAACUGUUUUCACCGGAGAGAUAUUCUAUCAGGAAAAAGUUUAAAUGAUGGAAGUAAAAUCAACUGGAGAUUGGAAAAUCAUCACAAAGAGAAAUUGGAAUACACGAUUGAAAAAAUAAAGAGUCUUGCAAGUUGCACGUUUGAAAUCAACACCGAAUGGGGCAAAGAGAUCGGGUUGAAAUAUGGGUGCCCAGUUGAGGAUGUGUUAACAGGCCUAUCAAUCCACUACAGAGGGUGGAAGUCAGUUUAUUACAAUCCGAAAAGAGAGGCAUUUCUCGGUGUUACUACAACCACACUAGACCAGACCCUUGUCCAACAUAAAAGAUGGUCCGAAGGUGAUCUCAUGAUUUUGCUCUCAAAAUAUAGCCCGGUUUGGUAUGGGCUUGGAAAGCUUCACCCUAGUCAAGUGAUGGGCUAUUUGAUCUAUUGUUUAUGGUCUCCUUCCUCCUUGCCAACUCUCUAUUACACUAUUGUCCCUUCCCUUUGUCUCCUAAACGGCGUUUCACUUUUCCCUCCGGUAUCAAGCGGAUGGUUUCUUCCAUUUGCAUACAUCGUAAUCUUCGCCUCAAUCUUUAACUGCCAUGAAUUCCUCCAAUCCGGUGGAACCAUAAGAGGGUGGUGGAAUGACCGAAGAAUUUGGAUCUACAAACGAACAAGCUCGUAUCUCUUUGCAUUCCUCGACACAGUUUUGGGCUCCGACUUAUCAUUUGCAAUCAGCUCAAAAGUGGCUGAUGACGAUGUUCAAGAUAGAUACAAUAAAGAAAUGAUGGAAUUUGGAUCAUCUUCUCUUUUAUCAACCACAAUUGUGACACUAUCAAUGGUCUAUUUGUUGUGCUUCAUAAGGUUUGUCAUCAAAUUAAUUUUGAUGGACACAAAAACUUGGAGGUCAUACUAUGAGACCAUGGCAUUUCAAAUACUAAUUUGUGUCGUAUUGGUGGUACUCAACAUACCAUUGUACUCGGGUCUUUUCUUUCGUAAAGAUAACGGAAAGAUUCCGAGCUCUGUUGCUGCUAAAUCGAUUUCUCUUGCGUUGUUCAUUUGUAUGGUUUUCUCCUUUCUGUAGUAUGUAUAUCUCGAUACAAUGAGAUAUAAGUCCAUCUUAAAGUUUUUAUUGUUUUGUUAUGUAAUUUUGGAUUUUCAUGUUCUUAA